Punica granatum (pomegranate) is the source of this 2832-nucleotide messenger RNA. The record is from RefSeq and is a predicted model, not a curated record. NCBI's taxonomy places the organism in Eukaryota, Viridiplantae, Streptophyta, Magnoliopsida, Myrtales, Lythraceae.
UGGGGGUAGAGGGAGAGAGGGAGAGUGAUUAGUUGGUUGAGGUCCCCCCCCCCCCCCCUCCGCCCCGCGUGUGUGUGUCUGUGUGAGUCUCUCUCUCUCUCUCUAAAAUUCAGCUCAAAUGCAUCCCAAAUAAACCCCAAAUUCCUUCUCUCUCUCCACCCCCCUCUCUCUCUCUCUCUAAAAAAACUUACUCAACGCAGCUCACCCCGCCACCGUAGCCAUAGCCGCAAAGCAGUUGAAGCUCGAGCGUUUCUCCCUCCCCUCUCUUCUCUACCCUUUCACUCCCAACACCAGCUUAACUCUUUAAUCGCCCGGUGGGUCUGAUGACUGAUUACCGUGCGCUACCGCCGACGAUGAAUCUCUGGACCGACGACAACGCCUCCAUGAUGGAGGCCUUCAUGACCUCCGAUCUCUCCUCCUUCUGGCCCCCUGCUCCUCCUCCUCCUCCUCCUCCUCCUGCUGUCCCUACUCCUCCCUUCCAGUCCUCCUCCUCCGCCACCUCAUCCGGCCCCCAGCCUCAGCCCCAGCCCCAGCCCUUCAACCAGGAGACCCUCCAGCAUCGCCUGCAAACCCUAAUCGAGGGCGCCCACGAGAGCUGGACCUACGCCAUCUUCUGGCAGUGCUCCUACGACUACGCCGGCCCCGCCCCCGUCCCCGUCCUCGGCUGGGGCGACGGCUACUACAAAGGCGAGGAGGACAAGUCCAAGUCCAAGCCCAAGCCCUCCAAGUCCCCCCUCACCCCUACCUCUGCCGCCGAGCAGGAGCACCGCAAGCGCGUCCUCCGCGAGCUCAACUCCCUCAUCGCCGGCCCCUCCGCCACCUCCGACGACGCCGUCGACGAGGAGGUCACCGACACCGAGUGGUUCUUCCUCGUCUCCAUGACCCAGUCCUUCGUCAACGGCGGAGGCCUCCCCGGUCAGGCCUUCUUCAACUCCAAUCCCAUCUGGCUUUCCGGCUCCGAUCGCAUGGCCAGCUCCAGCUGCGAGCGCGCUCGUCAGGGCCAGGUUUUCGGCCUCCAGACCAUGGUCUGUAUCCCCUUGGCUAAUGGGGUCGUCGAAUUGGGCUCCACCGAGCUCAUCUUCCAGAACUCAGAUCUGAUGAGCAAGGUCAGGGUUCUGUUCAAUUUCAAUAACGGCAGCCCCGAGACCGGCUCCUGGCCGCCCCUCAACAACAGCUCCGCCGCCAAUCAGGGCGAGAAUGACCCGGCCUCGAUUUGGAUCAACGAUCCCUCCACCAGCGCUAUCGAGAUUAAUAAGGAGAACAGCAGCUCGGUCCCUUUAGCUUCCUCGAACCCAGCUGGAAAUCACACUCUUUCCAAGAGCAUGGCUUUCGAGAACCACCCCAGCUCGAGCAGCUUAAGCGAGAACCCUGGCACCAUCCAUCGCGACAACCACAGGCGGGGUAGCCAACCGAUGCAGAGCCAGAGCUAUUUCACCCGGGAAUUGAACUUCUCUGAGUUCGGGCACGACGGCAGCAAUCCGAGAAAUGGGAAUUCGCACUUGAUGAAGCCGGAGACCGGAGAAAUUUUGAACUUUGGGGAGAGCCAGCGGAGCGCCUGCAACGGGAAUGGGGAUUUGUACUCCGGGAAUCCGCAGUUCCCUGCUGCAGAGGAUAAUAAUAAGAGGAAGAAGUCCCCCACUUCUCGCGGGAGCAAUGAGGAAGGGAUGCUUUCCUUCACCUCAGGCGUGGUCCUCCCCUCCUCGGGGAUGGUAAAGUCCAGCGGAGGUGCUGGGGACUCAGAUCAUUCAGACCUCGAGGCUUCGGUUGUAAAGGAAGCUGUCACUAGCAGGGUCGUGGAAACUGAGAAGAGGCCGAGGAAACGGGGCAGGAAGCCCGCGAAUGGAAGGGAGGAGCCGUUGAAUCAUGUGGAGGCUGAGAGGCAGAGGAGGGAGAAGCUGAAUCAGAGAUUCUACGCCCUGCGGGCUGUGGUUCCAAAUGUGUCGAAGAUGGACAAAGCUUCUCUCCUGGGGGACGCUAUCUCGUACAUUAAGGAGCUCAACGUGAAGCUCCAGGAAGCGGACACCAACAGGGAGGAUUUGCAGAAGCAAUUGGAUGCAUUGAAGAAGGAGCUUUCGAGUAAAGACUCGCGAACCCUGCCUCCCCCUGGCGACAAAGAUAUCAGCUCGUCGAACAGCCUCGGGAGUAAGCUGAUAGAGUUGGAUGUUGACGUGAAGAUUAUCGGGUGGGACGUGAUGAUUAGGAUCCAAAGUAGUAAGAAGAACCACCCUGCAGCGAGGUUGAUGCAUGCUUUAAUGGAGCUAGACCUAGACGUUCACCACGCCAGUGUUUCGGUGGUUAAUGAUCUUAUGAUCCAGCAGGCUACGGUGAAGAUGGGCAGCAGGUUUUACACGCAGGAGCAGCUCAGGGUAGCCCUAUCUUCCAAGAUUGGAGAAGCCCGAUAAGAUAUUGAUGAUGGAGAGCUUAAUUCGCGGGCAUUAAUUAUUACUUAGUUAAUCACGAAGAGAGCUCGUCUCGUGAUGAAAUCACGAAGACGAAGCUUGGUUUCAUCAUGGGAAAGCUCGAGUGUCCUGGCAGCUAGCAGUAGCAAAGCUCUGUAUAGUAGUGUUCUCCUAUCUUAUUUUGUAGUUAAUCUUGUAGCUGUUAGAAUAAUAAUAAUAAUAAUUUUUUUUUCCGGGUCUUUGGGUAAAUUUAGAUGUCUUGGGAGUUUUAGUUAGUGAGGGCGAGGGUGCCGUUUCUUCUGGUCGGACGUAAGAACUAGACAAGUGAAACUAGCAAUUUUAGGUUCGGUUGUCAGUCUGUCCUCUCUAAUGUACAUAAAUAUCUCGAUAUUUGAUUGUGAUGAGAUGAUAAUGGAAGAUCUCUCUUCUUAUC